AUGACCAACCUAGUGAGAGCUGAGCGGCCGGCGGACGAUUCUAAGGACAGAGCUUCUGACAAGCCGCCACCAGAAAAAAGAGGGCGUACUGAGGCCAAUGGUACCCCGUCAUCUCAAGCAUCUGUGCUACCGCACUUUCAAGAACAUUUCACUGAUCCUGAUAUCGACAACUUGAGGAUUGCUAAGAUCAAAGCGCUCAUUUAUCCCCAGUUGUUAGUAGAGGAGUUCCCGCUGACUGAGAAAGGUAAGACGGUUGUCAGCAAAGGGAGGAAAGAGGCAUCGGAUAUCGUCAAUAAGAAGGACGACAGGAUGCUCGUCGUAGUCGGCCCCUGUAGUAUUCACGACCCAGCGGCCGCUAAGGAGUAUGCAGCGAGAUUGAAGGCAGAAGCUGAUCGACUUAAGGACGAUCUGGUUAUCAUCAUGAGGGUUUACUUCGAGAAGCCUCGUACAACAGUCGGUUGGAAGGGCCUUAUCAAUGAUCCUAACAUUGAUGAUACUUUUAACGUCAAUGCUGGGCUUCGGGCUGCCCGUCGUCUCCUACAGGAGAUUACUCAUCUUGGCCUUCCAGUAGGCUGCGAGUUCCUGGACACAUUGACGCCACAAUAUAUUGCUGACCUUGUAUCAUGGGCAGCAAUAGGGGCUCGGACUACUGAGUGUCAGCUACAUAGGGAGCUGGGUAGUGGACUCAGUAUGCCUGUCGGUUUCAAGAACUCUACUAGCGGUGAUGUAGAUGUGAGCGUCGACGCUGUGGUGUCGGCCAUGCAUCCCCACUGUUUCUUCUCUAUCACCAAGCAGGGGACUGCGGCUGUCGUCCACUCUCAUGGUAACCCCGAUGCCCAUAUCAUCUUGAGAGGAGGGAAGUCGGGUCCUAACUACAGCAAGAAGCAUGUUGAUGAGUGUAUAGCCAAGCAGAGUAAAAGGGGCAUCACUCAAGGCGUUAUGAUAGACUGUAGUCACGGCAACAGCAACAAGGACUAUAGGAGGCAACCGUUGGUGCUUGAAGAGAUCAUUAAGGAGCAGAUCGUAUCACCAUCACAGGCUCGUUGUCGUGACGUUUCUGGUGUAAUGAUCGAGUCGAACCUCUUCGAAGGCAAUCAGAAUACUCCGUCUACAGCAGCCAUCGCAGAGUUCAGAAAGAAGAACCCCUCGUCGUCGUCCAACAUUCCUGGGCCCUUGGUCUCUGAGCCGGGUCCAUCCGCUUCCUUGGAAACGAACUCAGAUGUCCGUCAUAUGCUAAGAUAUGGAGUGUCGAUCACUGAUGGAUGUGUUAACUGGAUGCAGACUGUCGACAUGCUUGAUGCUUUGGCAGCAGCUGUUCGACAGAGGAGGAGCCUUAACAGCAAGGACGCUCCUUAGGGAUCGCCGUAUAGUGUUUUACGGCUACUGGGAGAAGCAUUUCAUGUUCUAGCCUCGGUUGAUAUCUUUUCUGAUAAAUAUUUGAUCGAUCGAUUAACUCGUAUUAAUGAUGAUCAACUCGUCCUUCUCUUUCCACUACUCU
This is a messenger RNA of Perkinsus marinus ATCC 50983, 1498 nucleotides long. Its product is annotated as Phospho-2-dehydro-3-deoxyheptonate aldolase, Phe-sensitive, putative. Gene Ontology annotation, cellular component: cytoplasm. The record is from RefSeq and is a predicted model, not a curated record. Gene Ontology annotation, molecular function: 3-deoxy-7-phosphoheptulonate synthase activity. Bases 1 to 1356 code for a protein of 451 amino acids. Lineage: Eukaryota; Perkinsozoa; Perkinsida; Perkinsidae. The transcript is spliced from 14 exons. Gene Ontology annotation, biological process: aromatic amino acid biosynthetic process.